Schistosoma mattheei is the source of this 417-nucleotide messenger RNA. The record is from the annotation of a GenBank genome assembly. Lineage: Eukaryota; Metazoa; Platyhelminthes; Trematoda; Strigeidida; Schistosomatidae.
AUGUAUUUAACAUUAUUAAAUCAAUAUUCAUGUGAAUUACAAGCAGCUAUUUUAUUGUCCAUAUGCUUAGGAACAUUUUUUAUAGGAGCAUUAUUAAUCUAUUUAGUUACACUAUCUCAAAGAAGACGAAAGAAAGGAAAUGUAGAUGAAGAAAAUCUUCGAAAAUUGUUACGAUUUAAGAAUUCAUUAUGGUUGUUAAAAUCUGCUAAAGCUACAUUAGCUGGAAAAAAUGCAUUUGGAAGAUUUCUGAUACUAUCAAGAACUUUAUCAGGUUUACUUUGUAUGUGCAUAUACCUAUGGAAUGCACAUCAGAUUUUAUCAGAAAAUACUUUCUGUAUCGCUUUCACAGAACAAUGGAGAUUCUAUGUAGAAAUGAGCUGUAAUUGUAUCUUCUCAUCAUGUUUAUUUUACGAGUAA